AUGACAUCUGAUCUGGUUAGUGAGGUUGAUGUGACUGAUCUACUAGAUAGUUUAUUCAAAGAUGUAAGGAUUUCAGAACCAACAGAGGUUGACACUGACCUACGACUAUAUCCCGAGAUUAUUUUACAAAAGUCAGAAAAAGGAAACAAGCUUUAUGCCUCGUUCCAAAGGUACUCGCCCCAGUUUAUCAAAGAUGGAACCGAUAGGAAUCAGGUGUUGCGAUGGCGAGACUCAAAUAUCGAAUCGGCACAACGAAUAAUACUUGACAGCUGGAUAGCACAAAAUUCAGGCGUGAACUCAACUUCAAACAAGGACAGUUCCAAACUUCUGAAAUCAAUAUCGACUACUGGUCGAGCCAAUAAGCUUUUUGUCUGGUCAUCGAGCGAUUCCUACAUUGAGGAGAAAAAGAGGCUAUUGCAACUACGUAGGGGCUUGGAGGGUAAAGCCUCACAAUCACAUAAACCAAAUAUUCCAAACGAAGAUAAGCCUGUUGAAACAGAUGCAAAAUUAGAAGGUCUACAAAAGCAGUUGCAUUUAAAAUUGACGUUAAAUAAAGUAAACAAUACGUUAUCGAAAAAGAUUGAAAUUGAAGCCAAUAAAUUUAUUCAUGCUCGAAUACAAAAAAUACGCAAUCACCAUAGUGAACAAAUGAUGAAACAAAUCAAUGACCGGAAAAGAAAAGAUCAUGAGGUGUACUUGCAACGACUAAAGUUAAAGGAGGAGGAGUACGAAAAAUCUUUACGACAAGAUCAAGAUAAUGGCAGUAGUACGAAGAAACUGAAUUUUUUCGGCACUUUAUUUGGCCUUAGCGGCGGUGCUGUAUCGCCAAUAAGUGAGGUAGAUAGUCCUACCGAGCCAUCAAAUGGCAGCACAACUACCCCUAAAAGCAACACGAAGUCAUCAAAGAAUAAACGCAUGACUUUAUUUGGCAUGCAAUCGUUGUUUUCGAGUGGCAAUACAUCCAAAAAACGACUGGAUAAGACUACUAUGUUUGAUGCAGAAGAACAGUCCGACACGCAAUCAAUGGCUGAUUCUAACCUUGACCACUCGGUGAUAUCUGCAAGUGAAGAACCAGAAGAAACAGAGUCCGUCAACUCACCGUCAAUUGAGGAUUCUGGACAGCCAGCAAAUACGGAAACCCAAGAGGUAGCUACACCUAUAUUUAAUGUCGAUGAACUUGCGUCAUUAGAGUUGAAGCGAUCGCCGCAAAAAUCAAAUGGCUCAGACACAGCUACAUCUAGAGGGAUACCACAAAGCAGAGGCACGAGAAGAGAAGACGAGUUUGACGAUGAAUUUACCGAAUUCACUACUGCUACAUCUGCAGACAAUCUGAAUCCAACAUCACCACAUCCUCCUCGACCCCCUUCUUCUUCUGCACUGAUGCCUAAAUUGUCACACAACUUCUUUUCCGUAGAGAAGGCAAAUGCCAAUGCUACACCUGCAAUUUCGGGUAAUGAGUUGAUUGAUUUAUUUGAAACACAUGAGCUGAGACCUACUUCUCCGGAACUUAACUCGCCAGCUCGUCCCCCAUUGCAGAAUAAUUUGGAUAACUUGUUAGAUUUGUAG
Molecule: messenger RNA, 1566 nt
Organism: Lodderomyces margitis
Lineage: Eukaryota; Fungi; Ascomycota; Pichiomycetes; Serinales; Debaryomycetaceae
Exons: 1
Coding region: 1-1566 (521 amino acids)
Source: RefSeq, a predicted model, not a curated record